Molecule: messenger RNA, 3897 nt
Organism: Xiphias gladius (swordfish)
Lineage: Eukaryota; Metazoa; Chordata; Actinopteri; Istiophoriformes; Xiphiidae
Gene: phactr4b
Product: phosphatase and actin regulator 4b
Exons: 15
Coding region: 517-3519 (1000 amino acids)
Biological process (GO): neural crest cell migration; actin cytoskeleton organization
Molecular function (GO): actin binding
Source: RefSeq, a predicted model, not a curated record
CUCCCAUUCCCAUUCCCACCACACAUUACCAGACCUCUUCUCACUACAAUUGAAACAAUGGCAUGUUGGAGAGCUUUUCUCUGUAUCUGUGAACAAUAAUUUUGAGUUGAUCCACAACUCUCUUCAAUUUGAUAAUUGAGUUGGAUUUUUUUUUUGACAUUUUUAGAAUUUUUUUGUGUCGGUGGAGUGACACAUUUUAUAAUCAGGCAACACUGGCUUACGUACAAAUCUUCUAAGGAUAUGGUCAGUCAUCAUUUUCAAACGGAUGCCUGCUGAAUGGGCUGAGUCGUCUGUGAUCGUCAUCUCUGCAUUGCUUUGGAGUGUGCAGGCCUGGCACAGCCAGCCCUUAUCCUGCUUCACUGGCUUCAGCUGAGCCACUGUGUCAGAGCAGUGUGCUGUGUGAGAACCUCAGUUCUGGAUCACAGGGAAGCUGCCUUAAGCAAUGCUUAAUCUGGAUGUUAUGGCAGCUGGUCUGAACCCUCAGAUUUCUACCUCACCAAGAUAAGCUGGAUUUCCAUGGUGCGGACAUGUUCCUUGAACCCGGACCCUCUCUGCUGUAGUUCCGAAGAGUUUCCUGCAACUUGUCCUUCUGGCAUUUUCUUCCUUUCUGAUUUGACUGUUGGGAUAUAUACAGGACAGUUGAUUUUGGGGUUGCCGGAUGCUCCCUGCCUCUCCAUGGCAUGCUGUUUCAAGUCCCACCAUCAUGGAAGCUGGACGCUUAACAUCCCUCUUCCAGAUGAUGAAGCUGAGCAGCACCACAGCACAAUGGUGGGAGAGGGUGGCAGCACGGGGGACAGCACCCCUCCCCCAAAGCGUAAGGGCAAGUUCUCUACCCUUGGCAAGAUCUUCAAGCCAUGGAAGUGGCGGAAGAAGAAAAGCAGCGAGAAGUUCAAGGAAACGUCAGAAGAGCUGGAGAGAAAGAUGUCGACGAGGCGUACCCGACAGGAGCUUAUCGAACAGGGAGUGCUGAAGGAGGUCCCGGACAACGUUCUUUUUUUCCAAACCUUUCAAGAUGCAGAUGCAGAUGCAGAAAACCUGAAGCAGCCCUACGUGAAGAAUGGUCACACUCUGCCUGUAAGCGCUGGGGUUGGAGCCGGAGGGGGAGGAGUAUUCAGCACUGGCAGGAGCCCAUGCAACCAAGGCAAACUCCCCUCCGAGUCAGACUUCAGGAUGAACCCGACCUGGCUCACCCAGCCUGACGACCACAGGGGCCGCCCUCCCUCGGACGGAGACCGCCGGGGAGCUCCGUGCUCCAGGGGUACAGGACUCCAUGAAGACGGGCGAAGAGCGGGAGGGAUGGCGGCACGUGCACACGGGGAGGGCGAGUGGAAGCCUAACAUGGUCUGGCAGGGCCAGAUUCACAGCCAGAUGGAGGAGGGCAGACGUGGAGGCUGGCUUCACCCUGAGGACGGGCAGAAGAGGCCCGGGCUGCAGAAGGCCCCAUCGGAGGACGGGAGAAGGAGUCGGCCUGUGGAAGCGGACUGGAAGCCUACACUCCCUCGACAUGCAUCUGCCGAGGAGGGAAGGGCCUACAGAGACUUAAGUCGUCCAGUUGUCAUGUAUCUGGCACAUGAACCACUGUCAUAUCAUCAUAUUGACAACACCAAUGCAGAACUACAAAAAGAAAAGAGAAUUUUUUCUGUGGACAGAUAUGAAGAGCCAGACAGCCAUUUUGUCCAUGACCCGGAAGCCCUGCGGAACACCCUGCGUGAACCUCUGCCACCUAAACAACCUGUCAUGCCUCCCAAAUGGCUGAUGAGCUCCAGCCCUGAACCUGACAGCGAGGCUCCACCUCACACCCCAUCCAACCACCCCACGACCCAGUACUCCUCUCUCUCCGCCCCCUCGGCUGCAGCGUCCAAACCUGUUCGGUGCAUCUCCUCUGCGGGUGCGUCCACUCAGCAGUCUUCAUCUGCAGCCCCGAUCUCCACCUCUCAGGUCACCAAACAGCCCCCUCUGCCUCCACCUAAGCCGGUGAACAGGAACAACGCCACCAUGCUGGUCUCCGCCCUGCAGGGGGGAGAGAAUGCUCAGCUUCCGCUCUACUGGUCCUGCUGGAAGCGAGAGUGCGACUAUGAUGUCUACCUGUCCCUGCCCGUCUACCUGUGCCGACGGGCCGGCGGCCUGCGCUCAGGUGACUUCACCCAAGCCCCCGGGGGUGCCAGUCUUCUGCCAGCCAAGCCCUCUCCACCGAUGCCCCCCAAGAGGACCACCCCUGUUACCAAACGCAACACGGAGGACUCCUCUGCUUCAAGCCAUCCUAUCAACCCCUCGCCGCUUUCUCUGGAGGACCACAGCAGCCUCCCUGUUGGUUACCAGCUGCCUCCCCCUCCUCCCUCCCCUCCCCUGCCAACUCACAUACCACCUUCUCCACCCCGCCAACACAUACACACCCACCACCUCCAUCAUCAGCAUUCCUACCCCCACCCACUGCCCCAACCCAUACCCAUGCUGUUUGACCCGCCGAGCCCAACCAAUGAGUCUCCCCAGCGCCCGGCUCCUGUGCCGCUGCAUAUCAUGAUCCAGCGAGCCCUGUCCAGUCCCGGCCCGGCUCAGCCGCAUCCAGACGGGUCACAGCGUGCACACACUCUGCUUUUUGAAACCCCGCCAGAGUACCAAGGAGAUCGUGGUCGCCCCCUGCCUGUCAGCAUCCAGCCACUAAAACUAUCUGAAGAUGACUACUCAGAGGAGGAGGAGGAGGAAGAGGAGGAAGAUGACGAAGAAGAGGAGGAGUACGAUGGGGAGAUCCCCCAGCCAGAGCUGGAGCCACGGAGUCGUAGGUGCUUGGUCGGUGAUGCCGGUGUUUGUGUCAUCCCAGCGGGAAACAGCAGUGAGGAGGAGGAGGAAGAAGAGGAGGAAGAGGAUGAGGAAGAAGAGCAUGAGAUUCACGGGGAGGACAGUGACUCAGACAGUCCUGUGCUUCAUAAAGAUGAAGACUCAGAUGAGGAUGAGGAGGAUGAGCCCCCACUCAGCGCCCUGGCCAGCAGGGUCAAGAGGAAGGACACCCUGGCUCUGAAGCUCAGCAGCCGUCCCUCUGCUCCAAACAGGGACAGGUUUACCCAAGAGAGGAGCAGCAGAGACGACCAGCCUCCAGGACAGACCGGCCUCACCUGGCAGAGCAGGGAGCAGUGGGAGGCCAUCCGCACACAGAUCGGCACUGCACUCACAAGGCGACUUAGCCAGAGACCCACAGCUGAGGAGCUCGAGCAAAGAAACAUCCUUCAGCCCAAAAAUCAGGCUGACAGACAAGCUGAGGUUAGAGAGAUCAAGCGGCGGCUGACCAGAAAGCUAAGUCAAAGACCCACAGUUGCUGAACUACAGGCGAGAAAAAUCCUGCGGUUCCACGAGUACGUGGAAGUCACAGAUGCCCAAGACUAUGAUCGGAGGGCAGACAAGCCGUGGACUAAGUUGACUCCCGCUGACAAGGCGGCUAUCCGUAAGGAGCUCAACGAUUAUAAGAGCACUGAAAUGGAGGUUCAUGAAGACAGCAGAAUUUACACAAGGUUUCAUCGGCCUUAGCUUCCCCACCUCGCACCCGCCCCUGCCCCCACCCUCACCCCUUCCUGGUUAAUGAAGCACUUAAGAUCUCUGUGGAAUGAGGCUGCUCCCUAUGCAGACUGAUUCCCGAAUGUACUGUACAGAUUAUCAGGGAAAGCCUGGAACUGACUCGAAACAAGGAUGCUUCUCGCUUGCCCUCCAUCGCCCUCUCACUACAUUACUUUCACUAAACUGAGGUGGUGGUGGGUGAGGACCAGAUGCAGUAUUUCUCCCAGACAACAGGGGGAACCACGUGCCAAUGAAGUGGAGAAGAGGCAGAGGACCUACAGGGCUUACUCUCACUCUGCUGUUAUGUGGUACCCCUCAGGGACUUGGAUCUAGUUACAACCUUUAAUGCGG